AUGAAGGCGUCGCUCAACUUACGGGGAGCACAUUUGAGAAGGACGCGAAAUAAAAGGAACGCCUUGGAGGAAUUAAAAGAAAGAAAACAGUUUUUCAGUUAUAUCCGUAUAUUGCCCAAUAAUAACUAAGAAUAAAAACCAGAUGGAUGAUGAAGGUGCAGGAAAACUGCAACUGACAUCGAUGAUUGAAGACACAGUAAUGAACACCGAAGAGGAAGAAGUAGAGACAGUUUCAGAAGAUAAAGAAACAGAAGAAGAUUCUCAGGUGGAUUCCUCCAAUCAAAAUGAUGUCAAAAAGUUUGUGCCUGGCAUAGUUUAUCUUGGUCAUAUCCCUCCACGCUUCCGGCCUCGGCAUGUGCGAAACCUCCUCUGCGUUCAUGGUGAAAUAGGACGUAUUUUCUUGCAGCCUGAAGAGCGAUUUAUCCGAAAGAAAAAGAAGGCGGCUGGUAGUAAUGCCAAAAAUUUCACAGAAGGUUGGGUAGAAUUCCGAGAUAAGCGUGUGGCAAAGUUGGUAGCUGCUAGUUUACACAAUACUCCUAUCGGUGUUCGUAAGAAAAGCAAAUUCCAUUAUGACCUGUGGAAUAUAAAGUAUUUGAACCGCUUCAAAUGGACUCAUUUGAGUGAGCAGCUUGCAUAUGAAAGGCAAGUGCGGCAGCAACGCAUGCGGGCUGAAGUUUCCCAAGCCAAACGAGAGACUAAUUUCUACCUGCAGAAUGUGGAGAAGAGCAAGCACUUUUUGAAGAAGGACAGUCAGAGAGAACACGCGGAGAAGAGCUGGGGCUUCGUUCAGCGCUGUACUGAGGAUGAAAUUCAGACAAGCAAAGGAAAGAAACGCCUCAAGCAACAGCUAGCCCGCUCUGCUGAGAUUCAGCAGAAAUCUCAGUCAAACAAAUCUCUGUUGACCAAAAUCUUCAAUAUCCAGCAAUAAGGACCUCACUCAUGUUCCUGGUCUAGGUCUUGGCAGCUAACUAUUGUGAGAAGAGCAAACUAAAUCUGCCAUCAAUCCUACUAGAAGAAAAUGCUCAGGUUGCUUCAAUAAGUACUUGUCCUGCUGUUUUGGUGAUACAGAAGUUGCAGACUUGCCUUCUGAGCAGAACAUUUCUUUAGAAAGCCAUGUAGAGUUUUUCUUCUCAUACUCUGUGUAGAGUAUGGACUAAGUUUUUCUUGAGGGGAUUAGGCAGGAGGCAACUUUCUCUUUUGGUUGUUCCUUUACUGAUUGAGAAGUCAAGGGAAUAAAGGAAAAGGCUGGACUCUUUUGUGAAGGUUGCAUAUGGUGAAGACCAAGAUAUUUUAAUCUCGCCUCCGUUUGUAGAACUGAUAUAUUGUUAAAUAAGAAAAUGUCAAGAAUCUCUGCUAUGUGGAAAUAAAGACUAUGAUGUUACAAGACUA
Molecule: messenger RNA, 1389 nt
Organism: Protobothrops mucrosquamatus (brown spotted pit viper)
Lineage: Eukaryota; Metazoa; Chordata; Lepidosauria; Squamata; Viperidae
Gene: ABT1
Product: activator of basal transcription 1
Exons: 4
Coding region: 143-928 (261 amino acids)
Biological process (GO): endonucleolytic cleavage in ITS1 to separate SSU-rRNA from 5.8S rRNA and LSU-rRNA from tricistronic rRNA transcript (SSU-rRNA, 5.8S rRNA, LSU-rRNA); endonucleolytic cleavage in 5'-ETS of tricistronic rRNA transcript (SSU-rRNA, 5.8S rRNA, LSU-rRNA); small-subunit processome assembly
Cellular component (GO): nucleolus
Molecular function (GO): RNA binding
Source: RefSeq, a predicted model, not a curated record